Canis lupus familiaris (dog) is the source of this 1188-nucleotide messenger RNA. Its product is annotated as extracellular matrix protein 2-like. Lineage: Eukaryota; Metazoa; Chordata; Mammalia; Carnivora; Canidae. Gene Ontology annotation, biological process: positive regulation of cell-substrate adhesion; extracellular matrix organization. The transcript has 7 exons. Bases 1 to 1098 code for a protein of 365 amino acids. Gene Ontology annotation, cellular component: extracellular matrix. The record is from RefSeq and is a predicted model, not a curated record. Gene Ontology annotation, molecular function: collagen V binding; protein binding; heparin binding.
AUGCCCCGACCUGGGACACCACCCUGUGUCUGCACAGAGAAUGAAAUCGCCAAGAUCCCAGCGCACGCGUUCCGGGGGCUGCCCAAUCUGCAGUGGCUGGACCUGAGCAAAAACAAGCUGGAUGCCCAGGGCCUGCACCCGGAUGCCUUCAAGAAUCUGACCCGGCUGAAACGGCUGAACCUGGAUGGGAACUCGCUGGCCGCAGUGCCAGCCUUGCCCGCCUCCCUGCAGGAGCUCAAGCUCAACGACAACGUCCUGCAGGGCCUGCAGCACAGCAGCUUCCGGGGGCUCAGCCGGCUGCUGACCCUGGAGGUGGAAGGGAACCAGCUGCAUGAUGGCAACAUCUCUCCCCUGGCCUUCCAGCCCCUACACAGCCUGCUCUACCUGAGACUGGACCGGAACCAUCUGCGGACCAUCCCACCCGGCCUGCCAGCCUCCCUGCGGGAGCUGCACCUGGGUACCAAUGUCAUCGAGGAGGUGACAGAGGGCAUGCUGAACCAUAGUCACAGCCUCAGCGUGCUGGUGCUCAGCAACAACCAGCUCCAGGAGGACCGGCUGGCACCCCGAGCUUGGACUGAUCUCCCGAAGCUGGAGGUCCUCGACCUGUCGCACAACCGCCUGGCGCGCGUGCCCUCCUCCCUGCCACGGGGCCUUCGGCGCCUGACGCUGCACCACAACCGCAUCGAGCGCAUCCCGGCCUACGUGUUUGCGCACAUGAGGCCGGGCCUGGAGCUCCUGCGCCUGUCCCACAACAGCCUGCGCACCGACGGCAUCCGCGGCGCCUCCUUCCUGGGCCUUCGCAGCUCCCUGGCCGAGCUGCUGCUGGACCACAACCAGCUGCGGGCCAUCCCACGCGGCCUCCUGGGCCUCAGGGGGCUGCAGGUGCUGCACCUGAGCCACAACGAGAUCUGGCACAUGCCCCUGAAUUCCAUCUGUGACGCUCGAGUGGCUCAGAACUCCAAUCUCAUCUCCACACACCUGGAGAACAACCUUAUUGACCGGCGCCGCAUCCCGCCCACCGCCUUCUCCUGCAUCCGGGUCUAUCGCAGCGUGGUCCUCCGGCCUCAGCAGCGGGAGGGGGUGGCGGAGGGCUCCUAGGAGCCUCCUGCUCCUUUAGGACUGGUGGCAGGGGGUGGGCAGGCCUAGCUCCACUUGAUCUUUGCACUACUAGGAGAAAGAUCGAGAGGA